AACAGCUAGCAUCAGGAAGUCCAGCGGUCACAAUCACACUGUAUCCAGUGUCACCAUGAACCUGUUCUUGGCGGUGAUGACCGCCCUGGUGGUGCUGACUACCCUCUUGGUGGGGUCGUCCCUCGCUGACCCUGAACCCUUGGCCUUGGCCCUGGCCCUCCCAGACCCGGCCGCUGACCCUGUAGCAGAUCCUGCCGCUGACCCUGCUGCUGAUCCUGCCGCUGACCCUUCCGCUGACCCUUCCGCUGACCCCUAUUACCGCAGAUUCGGCCAUUAUGGCUACGGUCGUCAUCGGCACUUCGGUCACCGCUACCCUGGUUAUUACGGUGGCUAUGGCGGCUAUGGUGGUUAUGGCGGUUAUGGCGGUUAUGGUGGUUAUGGCGGUUAUCCCUACUCUGGCUAUGGCGGUUAUGGCGGUUAUGGUUAUCCUUAUGGUGGCGGCUUUGGUUUUUACAUAGGAUAAUUUACGAGAGGCACCAGUAACAGCCUAACCUUACCUUGGUGACCCACCUUAACCUUAAUGACCUUGAUUAUCGUGAUGACCUUCACUUCUUUCUGGUAACUUUACUGUAUCUUAAAACCUGUUGGUGAAGUCAACCUGAUCCUUUAAACCUGUGGCUGAAGUUAUGAUGAAGCUUCGUACAGAGCGAAACAUGCCUUGGGGAAGAUCUAAACAAAGCGAAACGUUGUCCCAAUGAAACCUAGCUCUGCAGCCCUGAGUCUUAAGUCUUAGGAGUUCUCUGACACACCUAAGUCUGUGGUCAUAACCUUCAAGACCUCACUUAAUUGAAACUUGGCUUUAAAAGACCGCAAUUUCGAAAACGAUAGAAUCUAAAUAUUGAGUCCCAUCCUCAUCCUCAUCAUCCUGGUGGCACCAAUACCCAUCAGGGUCGUACAGUGCCUGAGAAAUGGGAAAUAAUCAGGCUUGACUCGAGGAAGUAACAGCAAGCCCUUAACAUGCAUGCAGAACAACUCACCUUGACGGGACCUCCAAGAACUCGACGAUGUUCUGUCGAGUUUUCACUUACAAAACUACAGAAGGCAGUCUACAUCCUCGUCUAAACAAUGUCUUGUUUGUGGCCGAAUUAUUCUCAAGUCUAACUACCAUCCCCCGGCAGUUAGCAAAGGAGAGAGUGUUUGUGUGUGAACAAUAAAUUACAAGACUAUUCCAAAGG
Messenger RNA from Cherax quadricarinatus, 1175 nucleotides. Its product is annotated as heterogeneous nuclear ribonucleoprotein D-like-B. The record is from RefSeq and is a predicted model, not a curated record. Lineage: Eukaryota; Metazoa; Arthropoda; Malacostraca; Decapoda; Parastacidae.